CAUUUUCAUUAUAAACAGGCCUAUUAUGUGCGACAGCAUUAAACUUUCCCUGUUUCUUAUCCUCACUCACCAACAAAGCAUUAAUUUCCCCUUCCUUCCAUAUGGAUAUGGAGCCAAUUCAUCGCCUCUGCUCACUCACCAACACAGCAUUCAUUUCCCCUUACUUCCAUGGCCGUUCCCCUCUUCUUCUUCUUCUUCUUCCUCCUCAUUUCAUCCCCCGCUUUGACUUCCCCAUCCCCAAACCCAUUCACCGAAAAAGCAGCCUUAAUCCGUUAUUGGAACCGCAAAAUCCCCAACAAUCUUCCUCACCCUUCGUUCCUACUCUCCAAACUCACCCCUCUUUCAGCCUCCGAUGCCACCACAUUCUUCAACCUCGCCGCCUCCGAUCCUUCACUUAUUUCCUCCCAUCUCACCUCCUUCUGCUCCGCCGCAGGUCUACUCUGCCCCACAGACCUCACCCCUUCCCUCUCCUCCCACCCCCGCGACACCAGCUUCACCAACUAUGGUACUGGCUCCGCCGACGGCCUCUCCUCCUUUAAAAACUACUCUGAUAACAUCAACGUACCCCUCGACACCUUCCGCCGCUACGGCCGUGACUCUGCCGGCCACGAUGACAAGUUCUCCUUCUAUGAUCACAAUGGCAAUGCCGUCACCGCAAAUUUCACCUCUUAUGGCACAAACACUGCCGGCGGAACCGACGAUUUAUCUGCCUACGAUGAAUUCUCCAAUGUACCUGACCUUAAAUUUACUAAUUACGCCGCAGAAGGCACCGGCCGCGAAGGACGUUUUUCACAGUAUUCCGUUAGAACGAACGUCGGCAACCAGUCGUUCAAUAGCUACGGGAAGAACGGCAAUGGCGGAACAUCUGAUUUCAGUUCCUAUGCGAAUAACAGCAAUGUGAUCGGAAGUGCGUUUACACAUUACGGCGAGGAAGGAAAUGCGGUAAACGAAACUUUCAGUUCUUAUGGAGAGAACGGGAAUGUGCCGGAGAACAAUUUUAGGUCGUACGGCGAGGAAGGGAAUGGGGGAAACGAUACCUUCAGUUCCUAUCGUGAUCAAUCAAACGUGGGAGACACGGGAGACAAUUUCUUCACCUCAUAUGAAAAAAGCGGCAACGAAGGAACCGCUGACUUCACAAAUUACGGAAACUCUACUUUUCCCAGCAGCGAUAACUUCAAGGGCUAUGGUGAGGGUUCCUUCAAUGACCUAAUCACAUUCAAGGAAUACUUCGCCGAUAACACCAGCUUCAAAUCCUAUGCCAAAACCGGCAUUGAGUUCAAAGAAUAUCACAAUUCCUCUUCCUCUUCGACUUCACCCGCGAUCGCAGCAAUGAAACAAGCCGCCGCGAAACGAUUCGUCGAGCCGGGGAAGUUCUUUCGUGAACGAAACUUGAAGAAGGGGACUGUGAUGCCGAUGCCGGACAUUCGCGACCGGAUGCCGCCGCGAUCGUUUCUCCCGCGUUCGAUCGCCGGUAAGAUCCUGUUCUCCGCUGUCGCCGUUGACGGAAUCUUCCACAUCUUGCCAGACACCGCCAUGGGUAAAGCGGUGGAUUCAACUAUAGCAGAUUGCGAGCGCGCUCCGAGCCGCGGCGAGACGAAGCGCUGUGCAGCAUCGGUUGAGGACAUGAUCGACUUCGCCGUCGCCGUGCUCGGCGACGACAUCGAGGUGCGAUCCACGGCGAACACGAAGGGGUCGAAGGGGAACAUCCUUAUCGGAAAUGUGAGGGGGGUGAACGGCGGUAAAGUUACCAAGUCGGUGAGCUGCCACCAGAGCCUGUUCCCCUACAUGGUUUAUUAUUGCCACUCGGUGCCGCGCGUACGCGUUUAUGUGGCGGAGAUCCUGGCCGUUGAUACGAAGGAGAAGAUCAAUCAAGGGGUUGCCAUCUGUCACAUAGACACGUCAGACUGGAGUCCGACUCACGGGGCAUUCGUGGCGCUGGGGCCCGGACCGGGGAAGAUUGAGGUGUGCCAUUGGAUUUUUGAAGGGGAUAUGACGUGGACCGUUGCUGACCGUGCGUGAUUUUCAGCCGGGAACCGGUUGAUGAUGGAAUAAGGCAGGGGGGAGGACUACCGUUC
This is a messenger RNA of Phalaenopsis equestris, 2075 nucleotides long. Its product is annotated as BURP domain-containing protein 12-like. The record is from RefSeq and is a predicted model, not a curated record. Lineage: Eukaryota; Viridiplantae; Streptophyta; Magnoliopsida; Asparagales; Orchidaceae. The transcript has 2 exons. Bases 169 to 2019 code for a protein of 616 amino acids.